AUGGUCGUGAAAGGCUCUAAAAAGCGGCCAGCACAAGCGGCGCAGCGCGGCCAAGGUGCUUCAAAAAAGCGCAAAGUCGCCGCGGACUCGGGCAAGCCCGCCAAGGGCAAAGAGCGUGCGUCCGACCGGACCACGAUCCCUAUCCCGAAUGCCGAAGACGAAGGAGACGUUGAGCUCUCCGAUGAUGACGCGGGCCUUCUGGAAGAGUAUGGGACGGCAGCUUCGUUUUUGCAGAGCUUAGACCGCAAAGGCAUCGCGAGGAGCAAAAAGGAGACCGAAAGGCUACAUCAGCUACACAAACCGGUCCGGAAAGCUGUGGAGGACGACCUCCCAUCUGUCAACUCUCACUCGGAAGACGAGGAUGAUUGGAGUUCAGCCAUGAGCGGAUCGGAGCCUGGGUCGGAGGCCGAGGCUAUGUCGGAUCCCGGCGAGGAAUCGGCAUCUGAAGCUGAGUCCUCUCGCGCAGCCAUGAAGCGUCAGCGGAGGCGAAAGCACGCGGGCUCAGACGAGGAAAUGCCGUUCGAACGCAGCCUCCUAGCGGACGGGCGGGUCCAGAAGAGCAGUAGUAAAGUUUUCCUGGACGUCAGCGAAGAGAGCGGACUCGAGAGCGAAAGCGCGGACGAGGAGGCUGCUGCCGCGAGCCAUCCUAAGGUGGACGACGUUUCGACUGGCGCGCGUUUUGGCCGCCCCGCUGUCGUGGAUGUCAUCAGCCAAAAGUCCCGCAAGGCUCGGGUACAGGGUGCAAAGGAACAGAUUGCUGGUCUGUGCCAGGAGAUCAUGGGCGACCCUGAAAAUAGUCUUGGUCUACUGAGACGACUACACACAUUUUCGCUCCCUGAAAUCACAACACCCACACAUCCGGAUCCCGUCCCGAACGACCCGAUGAUCCGACGACUUACUAUGUUGUCGCAGCUCGCGGUAUUCAAGGACAUCAUACCGGGUUACAGGAUACGUGCGCUUACUGACAAAGAGAAGGCGGAGAAAGUCAGCCAGAUGGUUCAGAGAACCCGGGAUUGGGAGCAAGGGCUCGUGGGCGUGUACCAGGCGUAUUUGCGCAGCUUGGAGGUGGAGCUCAAAGCGAAGAGUGAGUUUGCAGAGCCGGCACUACACUGCAUGUGCACUUUGCUGGUGGAGGUCACGCACUUCAACUUUCGUGUCAACCUCAUGACAUCCAUUGUUGCUGCGCUCAGUCGACGAUCAUGGGACAAGGCAAACCUCGGAUCUGUGCCUAGCACCUUGAUCAAGGUUUUCCGCACCGACCUGACCGGCGAACCGUCUCUGGAGGCCGUCCGGUUACUGAACCGCAUGAUCAAGGAACGCAAGUAUCAGGUCCACCCGGAGGUUUUGUCCUGCCUCUUUCACCUCCGCUUGAAGUCGGAACUUGGUGUUCGGGCGUCAGAGACGAAAGGGAAGGCGACGGACCAGCCUCAUUUGAGCAAGAAAGCAAAGAAGGUGUUAAAGGAGCGCAAGGAGAUCGAGAAGGACAUGCACGAGGCCGCUGCGGAGGUAGACCAGGAAGAGCGCGCGUCACGGCACACGGAGGCACUCAAGCUGCUGUUCGUGCUGUACUUCAGCGUGCUCAAGAACCCACGCCCGACGCCGCUGCUGCCGGCGGCGCUCCGCGGGAUCUCGCGGUUUGCGCACCUGGUCAACAUCGACUUCUUCAAGGACCUGCUGCAGGUGCUCAAGACGCUGAUGACGCGCGAUGCCGACACUGAUGAGGACGGCGCUGAUGACGCGACUGCGGGCGCGAGCGCGGCGACGGCGGCCCCGGACGGCGGGCGAGACAUCGCCACCGUACAGCAUCAGCUAUUGUGUGUCGUCACCGCGUUCGAGCUUCUCUCUGGACAAGCUGACGCCCAUCUGUCCCUCGCUGUGUCUAAACCGUUUGUGGCUUCCUCUUCCGCACUCGCCCCCCUCCGGACCUCGCCACCGCCAUCCGCGCUCACCAACCGCCGUGCCCACCCCGGCCCGAACCCGCGAUCCCAAACCGCACCGGACCUCACCACCUCGCCCUUGCACGCGCCCGCACGCCCGCUGCGCAGGCGAAGCCCUCGACAUCGACCUCGGCGACUUCGUCCACCGGCUCUACGCCCUCCUCCCCCGCCUCGCCCUCCUCCCCGACGUCGACGCCCCUCCGCGCGCGUCCGCCCGGGCGCGCCCCCGUCCCCCUCCGUCGCGGACACCCUCUUCCGUGCGCUCACCCUCGCGCUCACGCCCCGCGCCGCGUCCGCCGCACCACCGCCGGCCCGUGCCGCGGCGUUCGCGCGCCGCCUGCUCGCCGCGGCGCUGCACUGGCCCCCGGGUCCCGCCGCCCGCGCGGUCGCGUUCGUCGGCGAGCUCGCGGGGCGCGCGCCCGCGCUCGACGCGCUCUUCGCCACCGACGAGCGCGGCGGGGGCGGGGUCGGCGGGGGCGGGCCGUACCGCUGGGACGUCGACGACCCGCAGGUCGCGAACGCGCUCGGCGCCGGCGGCGCGUUCUGGGAGCUCCGCACGCUGCGGAGGCGCACUGGGCGGAGGGCGUGCGGCGGGAGGCGCGGAAGCUGCUCAGUUCGAAAGUGUCGGCCGGGCAGUAGGAGGAGGGACGCAGACGGCGGAGAGCGGCGGCUGGGCAUCGGCGCCAGGGGCGCGGUGUAUUUCGGUGCAGUGGGGGCGUAA
Epithele typhae is the source of this 2658-nucleotide messenger RNA. Its product is annotated as nucleolar complex-associated protein 3. Gene Ontology annotation, cellular component: nucleolus. NCBI's taxonomy places the organism in Eukaryota, Fungi, Basidiomycota, Agaricomycetes, Polyporales, Epitheliaceae. Gene Ontology annotation, biological process: DNA replication initiation. The coding region runs from base 1 to 2658 and encodes 885 amino acids. The transcript is spliced from 9 exons. Gene Ontology annotation, molecular function: chromatin binding. The record is from RefSeq and is a predicted model, not a curated record.